Rotaria socialis is the source of this 1113-nucleotide messenger RNA. Lineage: Eukaryota; Metazoa; Rotifera; Eurotatoria; Philodinida; Philodinidae. The record is from the annotation of a GenBank genome assembly.
AUGAAACAAACGUUUGUACAAGAUAUUGGACAACAGUUACAGUCCGCUGUAUUCUCGUCAGGCUUAACUACAAAAUUAAUAUGUCUUUUCUGUAUAAUUGGAUAUGCUCUUUCAUUCAGUUCACAAUGUGUGCAAGCACUUGCUGUCAUUCCAGGACGAGUAAUGCCACCUAAUUUUUGGAUUUGGACAUUUUUAACACAUAGCUUUAUUGAAUUGCAUAUUUGGCAUACAAUAAUUGACAUUAUCGUUGUAUUUCUUUACUCGAAAAUGAUUGAGCCGCUAUGGGGUACACAUGAACUUUUACGAUUUUAUUUUAUUGUAACCAUUCCAAAUGCAGUAGUUGCAACAUGCAUUUAUUUUAUUUUUUAUGGUCUUACAUUUCAUGAAGAAUAUUUGUUUGAAAGGCCUAUCUAUGGUUUAGCUGCAUUUCUCGGAGCCUUUUCAGUUGUUAUCAAACAGCUUAUGCCGGAUACAGUCUUAGCAACAACACCAUUCUUUAAACUUAAACAAGAUCAAGUACCGUUAUUGAUGGUAGUUCUAUCAGUUAUACUUUGGUUUGUUCGCGCUGUACCUGUACAUUUUCUAAUAAUGUUCAGUUUUGGAAUCUUAAUUAGUUGGACCUAUUUAAGAUUUUUUCAACCCCAUCAAAAUGGAACAAUAGGUGACACAUCAACGACAUUUACAUUUGCUAGUUUCUUUCCAUCACCUAUUUCACCGAUUAUAAGUGUUUUUGCAAAUACAAUAUUUGAAAUAUGUGUUAAAUGGAAAUUAUGUAAAUCUUUUGGGAAAAAGUAUAAUGUUGCUUCAUCGUCGAGUAUUACAAUUACAAUACCUGGUCCGGAAGCUGCUGACGCCGAUAGACGAAAACAAAAAGCCUUAAAAGCUUUAAAUGAUCGUAUGAAACAAAAAGAAACAACAAACGAAAAUUGGCCUGAACUUGAUGAAAGUCAUCAAUCAUCAUUACAUGCACAAGAUCAUUCAACACAAAACUCAUCUGUGUCUAUCGAUCUGACUAAAUCAAAUGAGCUCACAUCAACGAUACCAAAAGAAGGUUCAAAUCAAAAUUUUUUUGACACUAACGAACAACAACAACAACCACAAUCAACAUCAUGA